This is a messenger RNA of Telopea speciosissima, 1137 nucleotides long. RefSeq lists its product as uncharacterized. The transcript is spliced from 2 exons. Lineage: Eukaryota; Viridiplantae; Streptophyta; Magnoliopsida; Proteales; Proteaceae. The record is from RefSeq and is a predicted model, not a curated record. The coding region runs from base 1 to 1137 and encodes 378 amino acids. Gene Ontology annotation, molecular function: nucleic acid binding; zinc ion binding.
AUGGAAAAGAUCUUUGAUUUCCUGGGCUGCACGGACGAGCAAAGAAUAGCUUGUGCCGGCUUUCAACUUGAGGGAGACGCCGAGGCUUGGUGGAAAAGUACUCGACCCAAUCUCAUGGCUCUUCAUCCCAACCUCACUUGGGACCAAUUUAAGACCGCCUUUUACAAGAACUACUUCCCUCGGAACUUUCGAGAAAAGAAGGAAGCUGAGUUUAUGUCACUUGUUCAGGGGUCGAAGUCGGUACAAGAGUACCAACAGAAUUAUGAGGAAUUACACCACUCCGCUCCUCCUUACCUCAGAGAUGACCAAGGGAAGGCGAGCAGAUUUGAGAGAGGCCUGAGAAACACUAUUGGGGCCAUAGUGUUGAGUCAUAACCUCCAGCGGUAUGCCGCAGUGGUUCAAAUGGCGAAGUCCAUCGAGGAUCGACAGAAUGAAACUUCUUACCCACAGUCUAGUAUCAGAAAGCGGUCUGCAUCUUCACAGAGCACUCAAGGGCCUAACAAAUAUCCUCGGCCAUAUUAUGUGAACCCUGCGCCAUUUCAGUACAGGAAGCCGGAGGCACCUCAGCCCAUCAAAUCUGGACAAGCUUCAUCUGCACCCCAGUCAUCUAUGCCAGGAGCUUGUUGUUACAACUACAACCAGUAUGGUCAUUUCUCUAAGUCUUGUCCGAGCAAGAAAUCGGAGUCAUCACAUCCUCUAGCUCGACCACCUAUGCCUCGUCAUUUCAGCAGCGCAAUUCAGCCUUACACUGGCAAUAGGUUGCCCGGACAGGUGUAUGUUGUCACCAAGGAAGAUGCGGAAAGCGCACCAGGAGUAGUGACAGGGGCAUCCCACUCGUUCGUAUCCCCUUCUUUUGCAAAGGAGAUGCACGUCUCCCCAAAGAACCUAACCCAGGGGCUAGCAGUCAGUACACCUACAGGCAGUGUUGUGCAACUAGACAUAGUCUACGAGCCUUGUAUGGUGGAAGUAUGUGGUCAAAAAAUAAUGGCAUGUCUCAUCGAACUUGAGAUGAUCGACUUCGACGUUAUCCUAGGUAUGGAUUGGUUGGCAGAGUACCAAGCAAAUGUGGUGUGUGCCAAGAAGCAUAUAGUCUUCAAACCCAAAGGAGAGAAGAAAUUCACAUUUGUUGGGCACUAA